AAAAUGGCAUCAGAUGAGGGAAAACUCUUUGUCGGUGGACUCAGCUUUGACACCAACGAACAGUCGCUGGAGCAAGUCUUUUCUAAAUACGGACAGAUAUCUGAAGUUGUUGUUGUAAAAGACCGAGAAACCCAGAGAUCCAGAGGUUUUGGAUUCGUCACUUUUGAGAACAUCGAUGAUGCAAAAGAUGCAAUGAUGGCCAUGAAUGGGAAGUCUGUUGAUGGCCGCCAGAUCAGAGUAGACCAAGCAGGCAAGUCAUCGGAGAACAGAUCUCGGGGAUACAGAGGCGGCUCAGCUGGUGGCAGAGGCUUUUUCCGCGGAGGCAGAGGCCGGGGCCGGGGCUUCUCCAGAGGUACUGGUGGAGACAGAGGCUAUGGGGGCAGCAGAUUUGAAUCCAGAAGCGGGGGAUACAGUGGGUCCAGAGACUACUAUGGUAGCAGCCGGAGUCAAGGCAGCUAUGGCGACAGGCCUUCCGGAGGGUCCUACAGAGAUAGCUACGACAGUUAUGCUGCACACAACGAGUAAAAAAUCUUCCUGACUCAAGAUCGUCCUUCCAAUGGCUGUAUUUAUAAAGAUUUUUGGAGCUUCGCUGAAACCGUUCUUGUGUAGUCCAUCUCCUUUGUAUUCUCACUUUUGUAGUAAAACUCAGUUCUGACCUUGUCAAAAAAAAAAAAACACACAGCCUGACAGCUUCUAAUAUGUGAU
Messenger RNA from Euleptes europaea (tarantolino), 705 nucleotides. RefSeq names its product cold inducible RNA binding protein (gene CIRBP). Gene Ontology annotation, molecular function: RNA binding. The record is from RefSeq and is a predicted model, not a curated record. Gene Ontology annotation, biological process: positive regulation of mRNA splicing, via spliceosome. Lineage: Eukaryota; Metazoa; Chordata; Lepidosauria; Squamata; Sphaerodactylidae. The transcript has 6 exons. Gene Ontology annotation, cellular component: spliceosomal complex. Bases 4 to 525 code for a protein of 173 amino acids.